AUGCCUAAAAGAAAGAUUCCCUUAGAAGAACUCGACAUAGAUGACAAUGGAUAUGGUAAUGGUGCUGCUGAUAAUGAUUAUAUCGACAGUCCUCAACCAAAUCCCAAAAGAAGACAAGCACAGGGAAGACCUUCAAGGAAUCAAAAUGAACAAGCUGACGUGGAAUAUGAAGAUGUGAACAACCACAGCAACUACAAUAGCAGGGGCAACAAUAAUGGCGCACUUAGUUUAGAUCGCGAGGAAGAUAAGGCGCAUGACGUUAAUUACGUCGUAAAAUUAAUUUUAACCAAGGAUGCCAGAGGUCAAAACUUUCAGAAGCAGCAUAUUAAUCAAUACCUCACUAACAAGAGGUUCAAGACCGACUCGUUGCUAGAUGAUGCCAUUGCCAUUUUGGAAAAUACCUAUGGCUUAACAUUGGUUGAUGCACCCACAGUAAAACAGGAAAAGAAAUUCAAUGCCACACAAACAAAGCAACGACCUGAAGCUGCUGACGACCUAAAUAAUGCUAAUGGUGAAAAGCCCAUAAAGAAGAAUCCACCUAGAAACAGGUUCUUCGUAGCCAGUAAUUUGCUGAAACAAGCGCAGGAAGUAUUGGGCGAACUAUGGAUGAAGAAGGUUGACAGCUCGUUGGACAAGACUAAAAUCGGUGAUGCAAAAUUCUUUAUACCUAAAUACAAGAAAGGCGGAUUACCCAAGCUGAACAUGGAACUUGUAAAGACGGGGAUAAUGAUGCUUGUAACCACACUAGUGAUAUUGUCUGAGAACCACAUCAUGGAGUCACAGUUGGUGAGAAGUUUGAAAAAAUUUGGUAUAUCUGAUAGUGUUAAUAUAAAAAAUACCAACUUGAAUAUGAAUUGGGAAGACAUUUUGAAAGAAUUGGUGAGUCGAGAAUAUUUGAAUAAGGAGCAUCUAAAUACCGAUUCAACAAAUGAUAAGAUUUUCGAUAUAUCAUUGGGAAAAAGAAGCUUGACUGAAUUGGCACCAUUAAGGGUGUAUGACUAUAUAAAGACUUUGUAUGGGUCUGAUUUUAACGAAGUGAUAGCUGAAAGAGCAAAAGUGACGAUUGAAAGGGCGUACCAAGUCCUGUUGAAAGACGAGGUUGAGGCUGAAGCAGUAGAGGCAGACGAUUCGGAAGAGACUAAUAGACAGGAGGGUGAAACGGUACCCAUGGUACAAAGCUGA
Molecule: messenger RNA, 1182 nt
Organism: Lodderomyces margitis
Lineage: Eukaryota; Fungi; Ascomycota; Pichiomycetes; Serinales; Debaryomycetaceae
Product: Smc5-Smc6 complex subunit
Exons: 1
Coding region: 1-1182 (393 amino acids)
Biological process (GO): DNA repair
Cellular component (GO): nucleus
Source: RefSeq, a predicted model, not a curated record